UUGUUGACACUGCGGGUGAUCGCUUGUUAGGCUGUUUACCUGCUUCGAGAAAUGUCGAAACCAAUCUUAUAUUACGAUGAUCGCAGUCCACCGGUGCGCAGUUGUCUUAUGUUAAUAAAAAUGCUGAACAUCGAUGUCGAGCUGCGAUUUGUUGAUUUAUUCCGCGGGGAACAGUUUGAAAAAGAAUACCUGGCAUUAAACCCACAGCAUAGCGUGCCAACGCUUAUCCACGAUGAGGUAAUACUCACUGAUAGCCAUGUGAUACUGAUAUAUCUGGUAGAGCAGUUUGAAGGAGACGGCACACUGUGGCCAAAGGAUUCCUUGGCUAGGCUGAAGGUGCUUAAUCGCUUGUUCUUCGAAUGCUCUUUUCUGUUUCGCCGUGACAGUGAUUUAAUGUCGGAAAUCGUGCGAAAGAAAUAUGCCAACGUCGAUGUGGCUUUCCAUGAACGCAAGCUCUUGGAGGCGUAUGACUUCAUGGAGCAAUAUCUGUCCGAGCAACAGUAUAUGGCUGGUGAGCAGCUCACGCUCGCCGAUGUAUCCAUUGUGACCACAGUGAGCACCGUAAAUCUCAUGUUUCCACUGACGACAACAUCGGAGCAACGUUGGCCGCAACUGCAGCGUUGGUUUGCCACAAUGCAGCAAUUGGAUGCCUACAAAGUGAAUCGCAUUGGCUUGGAAAAGCUGCGUCAAAUUGUCGAGCAGUUCGGGCAGUUUGAGUUUCCAAGUCAGGCACUCGAUAAGGCUGCUUAAUUUAAUAUGAUUGAAAUUUUUGUUUGUGAAAGAUAUACGAGUACUUGUAAAAAAACAGCUAAUGAUAUUCUAAAACGCGUUCAUUAGCAUAGAGCCGACCAGA
Messenger RNA from Drosophila innubila, 853 nucleotides. RefSeq names its product glutathione S-transferase E14 (gene GstE14). The record is from RefSeq and is a predicted model, not a curated record. Gene Ontology annotation, biological process: glutathione metabolic process. The coding region runs from base 52 to 750 and encodes 232 amino acids. Lineage: Eukaryota; Metazoa; Arthropoda; Insecta; Diptera; Drosophilidae. The transcript is spliced from 4 exons. Gene Ontology annotation, molecular function: glutathione transferase activity.